GAGCCUGUGUCUGAGUUGGAGCUGUGGGCUCCCAGAGCUUUCCCUGACUCCCCAAAAUGAGGCUGCACAGUGCUCCAUGUCCCACAUCCACGCUGCCUGCUGGCAAAGGGAGCAUGUUCUGAUCUCCUGGGAUGCCAAGGGAGCACGAGCCCAGCACAGGCACCACGAAAGGGGAUAAACCAGGAGAACCCCACGCUGCUGCCUGGGCUGGAGCAAUGACAAGUUAAACCGUGCAAGCACAUUCCCUUUGGGGUUAUCUCUGCAUUUCCACCUGGCACUGCCCCAGGGAGGUUGGGAACUUACUUCCAGUGCAUUUAAUCCCACAAGGGCGGGGGAAUGCAGGUGUAAAGGUCAGUGGUGCAAGAGCUGUGGAGAGCUGCCUGGACUUCAGCCUUCCCUUCCAAUCCACAAGAGAGAAACUCAAGGGAGAUUCGGCCGAGGGCUGAGCAGGAAGGCACAGCACUGAACUGCAAGCUGCUCUCACACCAGCCUGUCGCCUGCUGCAGGCCAGCAUGGUCCGGCGGGUGGCCGUGAUCGGGGCUGGGGCUGGGGGCUUGGCCUCUGUCAAGUGCUGCCUGGAGGAGGGGCUGGAGCCCACCUGCUUCGAGAGCGGCGAGGACAUCGGCGGCGUCUGGCGCUACACGGACUCCAGGGACAGCAGGAGGGUCAGCGUGUACCGCUCCGUCAUCACCAACACCUCCAAGGAGAUGUCCUGCUUCAGCGACUUCCCCUUCCCCCAGGACUUCCCCAGUUACCUGUCCCACGGCCUCGUGCUGCAAUACUUCAGGAUGUACGCCCGGCACUUCGGCCUGCUGCGCCACGUGCGCCUCCAGACAAGGGUUCUCAGCGUGAGAAGGCGCCCGGAUUUCACCACCUCAGGCCAGUGGGAGGUGGUCACCGAGGCUGGUGGUGUCCGUGAGUCCCACGUCUUCGAUGCUGUCAUGGUUUGCACUGGCCAUUACCAAGAGCCCUACUUGCCACUGGCUUCUUUCCCAGGCAUUGAAAGUCGCUUCCAGGGGCAGUGCCUGCACAGCCGGGAGUACAGAGACGUGCAGGAGUUCCGAGGAAAGCGGGUCCUGGUGGUCGGCAUCGGCAACACCGGCGGCGACCUCUCCGUGGAGCUGAGCCGUGUGGCUGCCAAGGUGUUCCUCAGCACCAGGAGCCACACGUGGGUGCUCAGCCGGGUCUCAGAGCACGGCUUCCCCCGUGACAUGGUCGGCACCACCCGCUUCAACCACCUCCUGGAGUGGCUUCUGCCAUCAGCCCUCACCAGGAGGAUCAAGUUUCGGAAGUUCAAUUCGUGGUUCAACCACACAAACUAUGGCUUGGCUUCCAGCAAAAGCUCCAAAUUUAAAAUGAUUAUCAACGAUGAGCUGCCAUUCUGCCUCCUCUCUGGGACUGUGGUGCUGAAGCCAAACGUGAAGGAGUUCACUGAAAGCUCUGCUGUUUUUGAAGACGGGACAACCGAGGAAAACAUCGACGUGGUGCUCUUUGCCACGGGCUACAACUUUUCAUUCCCCUUCCUCGAGGAGUCUGUUGGCAGCGCCAUCGAUGACAACCGUUCCCUCUACAAAUGCAUCUUCCCUCCCCAGCUGGAGAAGCCCACGCUGGCCAUCAUUGGCCUGAUCCAGCUGACAGGCUCCAUUAUGGUGGGGGCAGAAAUGCAGGCUCGCUGGGUGACAGGGGUCUUUGCAGGCUGGAACAAGCUGCCUCCCCCCAGCAGGAUGAUGGCUGAGGUUCAGAAGAGCAAGCCACCAGUGAAAAGGAAUCCAUCUGAGAGGGAGAACCUGAAGAUGAGUUUUAUCGGCUACAUGGACAAAAUCGCAGCGUGUGCCGGCGUCAAGCCCAGCGUGGUGAGGCUGCUCCUGACAGACCCCCAGCUGGCCCUGGCCAUCUUUUUUGGGCCCUGCUCGCCCUACCAGUACCGGCUGGUGGGUCGGGGCAGCUGGAGUGGGGCCAGAGCUGCCAUCCUGAGCCAGUGGCAGCGCACGCUGAAGCCCUUGAGAACUCGGGUGCUGGGUGACAGCUCCGACAGCUCCGACAGCUGGUGCUGGAUGUGCCUCCUGGCCCUGCCAGCAGCUCUCACUGCAGGUUUUCUCUUCUCCAAAUACUCCUGGGCAGGUCCCCAGCUGUAGAGGAAACCUGGAGAGCCGCAUUGCCGGGUGAUCUGGGGACGGUGCAAAGCUGUGCCGCCGGUGCCAGGUGCUGCCAGAGCGCUGGAGAUGGCACCAGCAAGAGCCUGGGGCUGUCUGGUGUCCCCCCAGCUCCUGCUGAUGAGACAUGGAACACUCACCCUGAACCAUUCUGGGAUGAACUGGCGAGCGUGAGGCCAGCCUUCCUCCCACCUGCUCCCAAAAAUUUUGGCAAGUCCACACCGCCUUGAGAUUUUGUGAAACGUGAACUGUCGAGAGCUGCUUCUGUGUCUGGCAACUUCUGGGACAGGAAUAAACCUCACAGAUUUGG
Messenger RNA from Ficedula albicollis (Collared flycatcher), 2463 nucleotides. RefSeq names its product dimethylaniline monooxygenase [N-oxide-forming] 4. Gene Ontology annotation, molecular function: N,N-dimethylaniline monooxygenase activity; flavin adenine dinucleotide binding; NADP binding. The record is from RefSeq and is a predicted model, not a curated record. The coding region runs from base 513 to 2135 and encodes 540 amino acids. Lineage: Eukaryota; Metazoa; Chordata; Aves; Passeriformes; Muscicapidae. The transcript is spliced from 9 exons.